AUCUCUCCCUCUUUCCCCUCCCCCUCCUUGCGUCCACAGAGGCACACGCUCCCCUCCCCAUCGCCCCUCGCCUGCCCUUGCGCCACCCCCCGCCGCGACAAUGUCCUCCGACCCCCCGCCGCCGUCCUACAGCGAGAUCUACCCGGCGCCGGCGGUGCUGACUGGCGUGCCGGCGCCGGCGCCGGCGCCGGCGAGGCCGCUGUAUCCCACCGUCGGGCCCCCCUCCGCCGGGGGGAGCCACUACACGGCCGACAGCUCGGAGUGGUUUCUCACCCCGGCGGCCCGGGCGCCAGGCGGUUCUGGCACUUCGCCGGUCCCCGGGGCAUCGGCCCCCGGCGGGCCUCCCUCCCCCGGCGGGACACGGCCCUUCACGCACGAGGCGGCCACUGCCCUGUGGACCCUGCUGGUGCAGGGCCGCGCGUUCGGGGACAAGGUGGACCCCGGCUGGCUGGCCUCGGUCAACCAGCUCAUCGCGCCGUAUGCCAUCCCCUGGGAGUUCCUGCUGCAGGUGUUCGUCAAGGGCGUGUGCACCUCGGACUCGAUGCGCUUCGCCGUCAUCAAUGCCUUUGCCCCGCGCCUGGCCACGAAGUUCACCUCGCUCAAUGACAUCCAGGCUGUCCUGAAAACGGUGUCGGUCAACUCCAACCGGGCCCAGGCCCUGUGUGCCAUGCUGCCGGCCAUCGACCCGGUUCCCCUGGGCCUGGAGCCCUGCCUGGAGCUGGCCCUUUGGAUCAGCCCCUGCUCCGAGCAGAUGGUCCUGGUGCUGCGGUCGCUGCUGCAGCGCCUGGUCCUGCCCGGGCCCGGGGCCGCUGCCACCGCCGCCCGGCAGACCUACUUCCCCCGGAUCCCGUAUGCCUACAUGCACCGGCUGGUGGCCGGGCUCUGUGCAUCCGGGCACUCGGCCGUCUUCCUGGCGGCCUUCCUCACGGAGUUUGCCUUCCUCCUCCCCGGGGGGGCGUGCCUGUCGCGCUUUGCGCUCGGGUCGGUCGGCCAGACGUGCAUCAUUGUGGCCAACCAGACGGUCUUCGCCGGGGCCCUGGCGCACCACCAUGUUCCAGAUCCGCUCGCACAUCAGGAAGCCACCCGGCUGGUGGAGCUGGUUCUGCAGCAUUGCCACACGGUUGAUGACCAUCUGCUUGUUGCUCUCGACAUGAUCUUGCGGACGCUGUCCCCCGCACCGGCCGGGCUGCUGGGCGGCAAGAUUGCAGCUCACCCGCCUGAUCUUUUCGUCCCGCCGGUGGCCUCCCUCCGCCAGUGGUACCACUUCCUGGGCCUUCGAAAGUCCCCGCCCCAGUUGCAGGCGAUCUUGGUGGCCCUCCACAAGUGCUCGAGCGCCUUCCUGGAGGACAUCCUGGCACGGUCCGACAGCGUGCCCGAGGGCUACCUCCUCACGGAUGUGCUCCAGCUGUUUCCCAUCUCCCAGCGGCUGGACGUCUUCCAGCUACUCAUCCGCAUGGUGGAUGGCCCCCUCUCCCCGGCGUUGGCCAUUGCCAUCCUCGGGGUGCUCUCCUCGCAGGCGGCCAAGGCCGCCGAGGUUGUCACCCGCCUGAUCCCCUUCCUGCACUCCCUCAGUGCGAUGGACUGCUCGGAACUCCUGGCCUUCUGCCCGCUCAACACCCGGUCAUACCUGCUGCACAUGGUGUGCCCGCUGCCGGCUGCCUCGCCACCGGCGUCGCCUCAGCUGCCGGUUGCCGUGCCGCCGCCCACCCACGGCAAGCCUCCGGCCGGCCCGACCAAGGACGAGCUGGACAAGGUGGCGCAGCGUCUGGCCCGGCUGACCUCCGGAGAUGGAGGGUCGCCGCCGGCCCUGCUGCUUUCCACUCCGGCAGCGCCGGCCAACUGCUCGCUCCUGGAUCGGACCAUCAUCAAUGAUGGCAACGACGCGCGCAUCCUGCUGCUGGCCUUCCCGACGGCCGAGCGCGAGGCGCUGAUCAGUGCCCUGGCCCCGCGUGUGCCCUCUCUCUUGUGUGUGGAGCUCAUGCACCUGAUGCUCCUGUUCUCCCAAAGCCCCCGGCGGCUCUUCCUCUUCGAGCACCUGCAUCACAAGGUGUCGGACCCGGAGAACCUGUCCCGGUUGUUGACCCCGCCCAAUGUGGCCCCAGCCGCCUCCCUGUCCCCGACAUUGAAGAUCAACACGGCCGACCUCGGGGGCGUCAGCCUGCUGGCGGAGGAUGCCAAGCGCGCGCAGCAGCUCCUCCACUUGCACCUGUCGUCGCUGGGCCUGCUGAAGUGA
Fonticula alba is the source of this 2233-nucleotide messenger RNA. RefSeq lists its product as hypothetical. The transcript is spliced from 8 exons. The record is from RefSeq and is a predicted model, not a curated record. Bases 101 to 2233 code for a protein of 710 amino acids. NCBI's taxonomy places the organism in Eukaryota, Rotosphaerida, Fonticulaceae.